UUGUUGUAAGAGGUGUGUGGGCAUGACAGCCGGCCUUGCCUCUUCAUCAUCACCGGCCAGUAAUUCCUGUGUAUGAUUCAGGACAACUUCCCUCCAAUAUCACGGGGCUGAUCGAGAGCGUCUGUGCAAACCUACAGCCCCCGAGGAACGGGGCAAGACUGUAGAAAAGUUGUUUGUGUGACGGUUGACGCCUUUCUGUGCGCUCGACGCUUCACCGCGCGUCGUACUCCGCCGUCUGCUGCGCCCCAACCGGUCCCCGACCGCAGAGAGACAUAGAGAGAAAGAUCUACGUAAGUAUGAGCAGCUCGAGUAGUCGGGCGGGGGCCUACCGUGUUAGAGAACAACAUAUGAGCAUAAUCCAGCAGCCGCCCCGCUCCGCCUACCAGAAGCAGCCUUCCAGCGUCACCAACAGACCCAAGUCAGUCUACGCCAACUACUCAGGGAGCUCCCAGCAGCCGGUGCGCCAGUAUCCAAAGUCCGUCAUAACGUUCGAGUUUUACGACCCGCCGCUAGGAGCGGGAGGAGUUCCCAACAACAUGGCAGACCCCAACCCGCACCACCAGCUAGUCGCCUCGCCUCAGAGACGCCCACUCCGCGUCACCGCUCCCUCGGCACUUCGGGGCGGCUCUCCAAAGCCGGCCACCCGCCAUCAAGUCGGUGUAAAGAAACUAGGAGGAGGAGGAGCGAAGUUAGUGUCCCAGCAAAGAACUAGCAGUGCUUCUCCUACUGCACUUGGCCACUACCAGUCCAACGCAGGCUACUUCACCAUCACCGCCUACCUUCCAUUUGACGGUGGAAAAAGACUCAAGCUGCAAUGUACGCCAGGGAUGACGGUACAGCAAGUGAUAGAGACUGAAAUACCAGACAUCUCACGAACUGGCUACCAGGUGUACCAUUUCCCGUCGCGAGCUCUGCUGAACCCCGAGAAAGAUGCCGGUGUUCUGCAAGACCAGGAGAUCUGCAUUGAACCGAUGAGACUCCACAACAAAGGAGAAGUCAACGACAAAAGGCUGGCAAUAGUGAAGGAACUCCUCAGGACUGAAGACAUGUACCUCGAGAGCCUCAGGAACAUCUUUGACGUCUACAUGGAACCUCUGAGGAAAUGGAGCCUCCCUCAAACAGACAUGAACGUAAUGUUUCGCUCCCUCAGCAGACUCUGCGACCUUCUCAUGAACUUCUUCUCUGAGCUUGAAAUUGCGGUGGGAAUAUGGGACACUCGGCGUACGCUGAUCGGAGGACUCUUCAGGCAGUACACCCCUCCUUCUGGGACCUGUACGAGGAGUAUGGAGUAAACUACCCCAGAGCCAUCAGACUGCUGAAGGAGAAGUGUCGCGAUGAUGGCUUCAACAGAUUCCUGGCCAUGAAGAGAGGAGCAGCCAGACACACUCUCGAGUCUCUCAUGUUGCUUCCUGUCCAGAGGAUCUACGAGUAUCACCGACUGUUGGUGCAGUUGUUCACAAUCACCUCCAAAGACCAUCCCGACUACGAUGACCUGCGACAUACUGUGGCACGUGUACAACAUGUAGUCC
Molecule: messenger RNA, 1529 nt
Organism: Geodia barretti
Lineage: Eukaryota; Metazoa; Porifera; Demospongiae; Tetractinellida; Geodiidae
Source: the annotation of a GenBank genome assembly